AUGGCACUAACCGACGGCUUGGCUAACAUCAAAGCAAAUGGACACAGUCAAAGACUCGGCUGGGGUGGUCGGGCGGUGGCCUGGAGUGCAAUGGGAAAUGGGGUCUUUUGCAGGCUUCCAACCGGGAUCUACUGUACGGGCCUGAGGCUGCUCACCACUUGCUUCAGCCUCUCCCAGCUCAGUCAUGGCCUCCAUUUUGCUAGGAGCAUAGAGAGGUUGGAAAGUUUUGAGAUUGAGGAGCAGUAUGAUGAAGAUCUUCAGGGAAAUCCUGCAGGAAUCUGGUUAAAAGACGGCACUAAUCAUAACUAUUAUAAAGUCUUUAACUCUGGAGAACCUGCAGAGAACACGAUUAAAGGGAAAAUAACAGGAGAUCUCCUCAUGAAGAACUGCACCACCAUCUUCUAUAACAUUAGAAGGAAAGACAGUGGAGUUUAUUACUUUAGAUUAGAAGCUGCAGGACCACUGAGAAACACGUACAGAUCUUCAUCAGUGUCAGUGAGAGUUGGAGCCUCUCCAAUCAGACCAUUAAUAACACUGUAUAAGGAGGAUCAGGAGAAGCUGGAGGACCAAAAGCAGGUGCUGGAGGGAACUUCAGUGAGGCUCAUGUGCUCAGCUCGAUCUCCAUGUCCCUUUAAUCCUCCCACUUUCACAUGGAACUUCCUGCCUGAGGGGGGAAGACAGGAGCACACUGCGGGCUACGGUAGAUUAGUCAGUCUGGGGUGA
Molecule: messenger RNA, 723 nt
Organism: Silurus meridionalis
Lineage: Eukaryota; Metazoa; Chordata; Actinopteri; Siluriformes; Siluridae
Exons: 5
Coding region: 1-723 (240 amino acids)
Source: RefSeq, a predicted model, not a curated record